Molecule: messenger RNA, 1528 nt
Organism: Mytilinidion resinicola
Lineage: Eukaryota; Fungi; Ascomycota; Dothideomycetes; Mytilinidiales; Mytilinidiaceae
Exons: 3
Coding region: 404-1528 (374 amino acids)
Source: RefSeq, a predicted model, not a curated record
GCCACUUCUUGUGGCACGAUGACUAGGCUGCCUUAGGCUAGCAGGUCAGCUCCAAGCAGGCGGCAGUCUCUCCAACACCACCACGACUUCGCACCAGCACUCCACCCACCAAAGCCCAUCUUUAUUCGUGUUCAUCGUGAAACUAUCGCACGCAGGUCUGAUGUGUUUCUGUGCUCUGAUUUGAUAAAAAGUCGAUCCCAACGAAACGGCGUUCAAGAUCAAAGCUACCUUGAUUUUCAUCACCCCGUGUAUUCACGUAGAGAUAGGCUUUCUUUUUCCUGUCAAAAUCUCACUCCCCUGAUCACACAUCAAGUAUGCGCAUCGGACCUGAUCGCACAUCAAGUGCGCGCAUCGGACCUGAUCUUCCUGUCUUCGAAUCCACCGCUUCAUCAACCUCUACACGAUGUCAGACCAACAUCGCGACUCACAACAAGACGCGUUGGCUUGGCGACCCUCGCAGCGCAGCACCACCCCAAAGUCAAACCCAUCGCCCGCAAACAUGUCUCUCCAGCCCAACAAGCUCAUCACCACCUACGACGUUCAAGACUCCUCUCCACUGUCGUCAGUACCGUCAGAUUUCUCGCUCUCACCGCUCCGAUCGACGAAGCGCAAGCCGUCCGCAUCUCCAGUACUAUCUGAAUCACGCUCUCCUACACCGCAUUCACCGAAGCGUCUCAAAAUGGCCAAGAAACGCACCACCGCUGCAACGACCAAGAAGGCUGCCAGGAGCACUUCAUCCUCGCCGAUCCGCAAGCAAAACCCUCGCACUACGACUCCGAAACGCACGUCCCCUCGCAACGCCUCUGCGACACCCUCCAAAUCAGCGUCACGUCCCGCCUCUCAUUCACCCUCUUCUACCGCUGCCAAACUGGCCUCAAGCCUUCCACCAUCACCGCAGCAUCCCGGCGCCGGCGCCAAGAUCCAGCCUGCUCGUCAAAAGACAUCCUCUCCAGCUCCGAAACCAGCGUCCCGAGCCAUGACUCCUGCCCAGGCCCCUGAACCGGCUCCGACGUCUUCUCGUCCUGCCCGCGUCCGUCGCGCCCCGGAGCGCCUCGUCGCCGCGCCCACCGCGCCUAAACGCCCCACUCGCGCCCGCAAAGACCCCUUCGCCGACGUCGAACGCCUCCUGACGCACCCAAAAUCGAAGCUCGUCUCCGCUGAUCUGACCGCACGUAGACCCCUUCCUUCCGCUCCCAACGCCCGCGCCUGGGACUGCCUCUCGCCCGCCACCCAGCGCGACCUAAUUCUGCUGCUGCCAAAAUCGGCGGAGAAUGAGGCGCUCGCUGCGCAGCUGGACGGCGCUACGAAGGGGAUUCCGCGCCCGGCGGCACUGAGCAGAGCCAAUGCGGCGCUGGUGGGAGAUGUGGGGCGGUGGAAGGAGGACUUGGGGAACGGGUUCUUGGAGCCCGGAUGGCGGGAGGCGGCGGAGGAGGCAGGGGAAUUGAGGCGGAAUGGGGAGAUGGAUGAGUGGAAGGAGGAGAAGACGGAGAGAUUCUGGGGCCAGAAGAUGGAGGGGAAAGGGGAGUAG